UAAGAGGAUAAAAGAUUGGUCAAUAACUGGUAGUGAAUUCAAGAAGAGAAUGCAGAAACUAGACAAAAUCAGGCAUCCAAAUGUGUUGCCUGCUGUUGCCUUUUAUUCUUCUAGACAAGAGAAGCUUUUGGUCUAUGAGUACCAAGACAAUGGCAGUCUUCUCCUACUUCUACAAGGAAUCCAGACAGGCCAAAGAUUUCAUUGGAGUAGUAGACUUUCUAUAGCAGCAGGUAUCGCCGAUGCUUUAGCUUUCAUGCAUCAGGAGCUUCAACAUGACAGAAUUGCACAUGGAAACUUGAAAUCAUCAAACAUUUUCUUGACCAACAACAUGGAGCCAAUUAUCGGCGAAUAUGGCCUUAUGAGCACUGCAGAAAUCAAUACUACUACAGCAAGCAAUUCCCAUAAUGUCUUCCCUAUAACUGAUGAAAAUGUAGGAGCAAUCUUUAAAGAAGAUGUUUAUGCAUUUGGUGUCAUUCUUUUGGAGUUGCUAACAGGGAAAGUGCAAAACAAUGGAAUAGAACUUGCAAGUUGGGUUGUUUCUGUGCUAAGAGAAGAAUGGACAGUUGAAGUGUUUGACAGAACUUUGAUACAAGAAGGUGCUAGUGAAGAAAGGAUGGUUAAUUUGUUACAAGUUGCUGUUAAAUGUGUGAACCAUUCUCAUGAGGCUAGGCCUAGUAUAAACCAAGUUGCUCUCAUGGUUACUACUAUACGAGACGAGGAUGACAGGUCCAUCGAUGUUUCUGCAAGUACUAGUACUAUCAUCUGAUCAGAACUCAAUGUUUCAAACUGUUCAUCAUUUU
Messenger RNA from Solanum verrucosum, 800 nucleotides. RefSeq names its product probable leucine-rich repeat receptor-like protein kinase At1g68400. The record is from RefSeq and is a predicted model, not a curated record. The transcript is spliced from 2 exons. Bases 50 to 766 code for a protein of 238 amino acids. Gene Ontology annotation, biological process: protein phosphorylation. NCBI's taxonomy places the organism in Eukaryota, Viridiplantae, Streptophyta, Magnoliopsida, Solanales, Solanaceae. Gene Ontology annotation, molecular function: protein kinase activity; ATP binding.